AACCAGUUUCAUUAUGUUCAGUAUCACGUCCGAUGUAGCGCGAAUCACCAUUAUAAUUAUGCUCAAAAUAUCAUAUUUUUACAGACUGUUAAACAUGACGGUUUAUGUUACCUUUUUAGUGAUCGCAGUGAACAGUGUUAUAACCAACGCACAUUUCAUACCAAAAUCUUUGCCUGAAGAUGCACUUCUGAACUUUACUGGACUGAGUGAAAAAUACGGACAAAAGGCUGAAGAACAUAGUGUUAUAACUGAAGACGGUUAUGUUCUGACAUUGUUUCAUAUAGCAGGAAAAAGGAAACCUCCAGUUUUGCUGUUACAUGGCAUACAUGAUACAGCAGAUACUUUUAUUAUAAGAGGAAAGAGAUCUUUAGCGAUCACAUUAGCGAACACAGGCUACGAUGUCUGGGCGGGAAAUACUAGAGGAAAUAAAUACAGCAGGCGACAUAUUAAGCUUAAUCCAGACACAGACCCAGCAUUCUGGAACUAUACUUUUCAUGAACAUGGAGUAUACGAUCUUGCUGCUAUGACAGACUAUAUUUUAAAUGCAACAGGAGAACAGAGCUUACAAAGCAUCGGACACUCUGAAGGAACGACGGAUCAUUUUGUAUUAGGAUCACAAAGGCCUGAAUAUAAUGAUAAAUUUAGACUCUUCAUAGCACUAGCUCCUGUGGCUUUCCUAAGCAAUUUGAUUUUACCCGUAUCUGCAGUAACUGAACUUGGUCCUUUGAUAAACCAAGUAUUACUUGCUUUGAAAAUCGAAGAAUUAAUCAAUGAGAAAGGAAUCUUGAAAAAUCUUCUAAAUUUGAUAUGCAACAAGGAAGACGUUGGUUACGAUUUGUGUUUUAAAGGAUUUAUACUACAGGGUGCAGGUUAUGAUACUAAACGUCUCGAACCGGAGUUUCUCCCGACUGUUUUAGGACAUAUUUUCGCAGCUGGUUCAAGGAAAAACUUGAUACAUUACGCCCAAGUAGCUUUAAGCAAACGUUUCGCCCUUUUUGAUUAUGGCCCUGGAGAGAAUAUGAAACGAUAUGGAUUUACAGUAGCUCCUGAUUAUAAUCUUCGACAGGUUACUAUGAAAACAGCACUUAUAGUGGGGAGAAAUGACAACUUAUCCAGAGUUCGAGACGUGGAAUAUUUACGCUUUCUUCUUCCGAACAUUGUCGAGUAUCAUUUGAUGAGGCAAAAAAGAUGGAACCAUAUUGAUUUUGUCUGGGGCAAUGACAUGCCGGAGACCUUGUUUCCUGAGAUAUUAUCGUUAUUAGAGAAAUAUAGAUGAUAGAGAGAAUCAAUAGCUUUGGAAAAUCCAAAAAUGCUUUUAC
This is a messenger RNA of Cydia strobilella, 1319 nucleotides long. RefSeq names its product lipase 1-like. NCBI's taxonomy places the organism in Eukaryota, Metazoa, Arthropoda, Insecta, Lepidoptera, Tortricidae. Gene Ontology annotation, molecular function: hydrolase activity, acting on ester bonds. Bases 14 to 1276 code for a protein of 420 amino acids. The record is from RefSeq and is a predicted model, not a curated record. Gene Ontology annotation, biological process: lipid metabolic process. The transcript has a single exon.